CCCUUCUUUCUCUCCCUAAUCUUGCGUUGAAGUCGCCCUCGCUCUCCGCCGCAAGUCUCUGGGGUUCGUUACGACCCCUUCCCUCCCUCUUGACCGGUUCCUCCCUUUCUUCCUCUCUCUCUCUCUCUCUCUCUUUGCCUAGCCUCCUUAUUCUCUUCGCUGAUUUGAUUCUUUCUUUCCAGGGUUCGGAUUUGCUCCGAGCUCGCCCAAUCUCUCGCCGUCCUGCCGCAUCACAAGAAUCCGAUAGCGUUCGAUCUCGAUGCCGUGGGAAUAAGCUGGUGUCUAUCCGGUUGGAUUCUCGAUCAGGCAAUAAUUUCAUCUGGUCAAAGUGGUAGACUUUUCUAGACCACUUCCUACUCAGAUGUUUGAUUGCAUGAUCUAAAUGCUCUUUUGUUCUGGAAAUGAGAAGCUUUCAGGAAGCCCUCGAUUAAUGGACUGCACUCACAACUGCAGUGACAAGAAGACGCUAAAGAGGUGGUUUUUCAUUGACAAAAGGGUUGGUUAAAUAAUAGGAGCAUAGAAGGCGAUUUAUUAGCUUCUGUGCUAGCUGUUAGAUAUCAUUCCUCUGUUGAGCAUAAUAUGGGCAGUGGUCUGGAUUGAAUGGAUUUGAAGCCAAACCAUAGUUCCCCUGUUCUGACUGACCCAGUGCCUGUAAACAACUCAAGAUUAGGAUUGCCUUCUAAUAUUAUACCAUAUUCACCUCAAGGACCUGCAUAUCCUUCUUCUAGUAUGCAUUUCACAAUUUCCAGAAAAAAGCCCAUACCCAGUAAGCUCGAUGAUGUCCGUCAUGGUGGUUGGCUAGAUGCCAUGAAAUCUUCAUCACCUCCUUGCAGAAAGUUAAACAAGGAUUUCAGCUCUGAGAUUGUAUCAGUUGAACAAGAGGUUGCGUAUCAUACCUGGAUGUUGAAAUACCCGUCAGCAUUAAAUGCACUAGAACAGAUCACAGCCUUUGCCAAAGGCAAGAAGAUUGCGUUGUUUUUGGAUUAUGAUGGAACUCUUUCACCUAUUGUGGACAACCCUGACCAUGCUUAUAUGCCUAGUGCGAUGCGUACCGCUGUUAAAAAUGUUGCAAAAUAUUUUCCAACGGCAAUUAUUAGUGGAAGGAGUCGUGAUAAGGUGUAUGAAUUCGUUGGACUAACUGAAUUGCAUUAUGCUGGUAGUCAUGGAAUGGACAUUAUGGGCCCAGUCAGAGAAUCUGAGUCCAUUGGGGACCAUCCAAACUGCAUUAGGUCUGCUGACAAGCAGGGUAAGGAGGUAAAUCUCUUCCAGCCUGCUAGUGAGUUCUUACCAAUGAUCGACGAGGUUUUUAGAUCCCUCGUUGAGAAUGUUAAAGAUAUAAGAGGUGCUAAAGUAGAGAACAACAAGUUUUGUGUCUCUGUACAUUACCGCCUUGUAGAUGAAAAGAGUUGGCCUGCCGUUGCACAUUGUGUGUGUGAUGUCCUAAAGGACUACCCUCGUUUGCGAUUGACUCGUGGGCGGAAGGUUUUAGAGAUCCGCCCUGUGAUUGAUUGGGACAAGGGUAAAGCUGUCGAAUUUCUGCUUGAAUCACUUGGAGUAAACAAUUGCAAUGAUUUGCUUCCUAUUUAUAUUGGGGAUGACCGUACUGACGAGGAUGCAUUCAAGGUUCUAAGGGAGAGAAACCGUGGCUACGGUAUUUUGGUUUCAUCAGUGCCAAAAGAAUCCAAUGCCUUUUACUCUCUUAUGGACCCAUCGGAGGUAAUGGAAUUUCUGAAUUCCCUGGUGAGAUGGAAGAAGUCGACAGUAUCAUAAGAAGAGGAAUUUCAAAUAAUUCCACCUCCAAUAAAUGUUUAUAAAUAAUAUAUAAAUGUAAAGAGUUAUAUAUAUAUAUAUAUAUAUAUAUAUAUAUAGGCAAAACGUGAAGGAGCUGAAUUUUCACGCUGCCGGUCAGAGCUUGGCAUCUGGUUUUUAUUUGUUAUAAUUUUAUGGGGCCCUGCGUUUCUGUUUAUGCAAUCUCUUCUAUUUUGUUCGGCAGUAGAUUCUCAAGUUAUUCGCCCAUCUUCAGUUCGUACUGCAUAUUUGUUUGUUCAUUCAUUGUUGACAGUUCAAAGCUUAAUGGAUAGUUCUUUUGUGAUGUA
Messenger RNA from Elaeis guineensis (African oil palm), 2096 nucleotides. The record is from RefSeq and is a predicted model, not a curated record. NCBI's taxonomy places the organism in Eukaryota, Viridiplantae, Streptophyta, Magnoliopsida, Arecales, Arecaceae.